AUGACCAGAGAUGAGCUGAGAAGUAAACUCGCAGAGUUCAAUCUUGAGACCAGAGGAGUGAAAGAUGUGCUGAAAAAGAGGCUGAAAAACUAUUAUAAGAAACAGAAGCUUAUGCAGAAGGAACCCGUUAAUGGAGACAGCUACUAUGACUACAUCUGUGUUGUUGACUUUGAAGCAACAUGUGAAGAAGGAAACCCACCUGAAUUCGUACAUGAAAUAAUUGAGUUUCCUGUUGUCUUACUAAACACGCAUACCCUGGAAAUAGUAAGUGAUCUAAUUAGUGUUUUGUCCUUCUCCCCUCUUACAUCCACAUCCCUGUGCUUUGGUGCCUGCUGGCUGAGAGGAAAAGUAUGUUCCAGUUGGAAAGCCAUCAUCCGUCCCAUUGGGAAUCUCAUGAUGGCCAGUCAGAGGGAUCACGUUGGCUUGGGAGGUACACGCUCCUUUUUGCCUCCAUCAGGGCAAGUAGCUGCUGUUGUCUUUUGGCUGUGGGAGGAUACCUUUCAGCAGUAUGUGAAGCCAGAGAUUAAUCCCAAGCUUUCAAAAUUCUGCGUCAGUCUGACAGGAAUCACCCAGGACAUUGUCGAUAAAGCUGAUACAUUUCCUCAAGUUCUGCAGAAUGUCAUUGAGUGGAUGAGACAGCGAGAACUGGGAACGAAGUAUAGCUAUUCCAUGUUGACAGAUGGAUCUUGGGAUAUGAGUAAAUUUUUGAACAUUCAGUGCCGUAUUAGCCGUAUCAAAUACCCUUCUUUUGCCAAAAAGUGGAUCAAUAUUCGCAAAUCGUAUGGGAACUUCUAUAAGGUUCCUAGGAACCAGACCAAGCUGACGAUCAUGCUUGAGAAGCUGGGCAUGAAUUAUGAUGGGAGACCUCACAGUGGACUUGAUGACUCUAAAAACAUUGCAAGGAUAGCUGUAAGGAUGCUGCAGGAUGGCUGUGAACUGCGGGUGAAUGAGAGAAUGCACGCCGGACAGCUCAUGACAGUGUCCUCCGCGGUCCCCUUAGAGGGAGCCCCUGCUCCACAGAUGCCCCGCAACAGAAACUAGCAGUAGAGGGGUUCUGCCUUGGGAACUGCCCUCUGAUACCCGCUAAAGACUGUUAAGAGCUUGUUAGAUGGCCACCUCUGCCAGCCUGUCUGCAGUGCAGAGUCUGGAAGCACCUUAACUAAUCGUCUCUCUUGAAAUAGAGAGGAGUGUGGAAGCUCUUUGCUCUUUGAAGCCUGUGUUACAGC
Molecule: messenger RNA, 1226 nt
Organism: Opisthocomus hoazin
Lineage: Eukaryota; Metazoa; Chordata; Aves; Opisthocomiformes; Opisthocomidae
Source: RefSeq, a predicted model, not a curated record